CCAAUAAGAAUGAAGCUUAUAAUCAACGCUCAUUUUCAUUUCAAAUAUGGCGGCCGAAACAGAAUACAUAGAAAACGAAGAGUUCUAUACGAAUUUAUUACUUUCACUUGAGAAAGACGGCCAAAACUUAGCUUCAGCGACGAACGACGAUGGCAAGUAUAUCCUACCGAAACCUGGGUUUGUUAUUAAGACAAAAAACGAAGCAGAUGAGAAAAUUUUUAUAAAUAUUUUAUCGAGUUGUGAACUGCCGUCGCCAAAGGACAUCAGCGAGGUUGAACUGCAACAGUUACUUGAAGAUCCAGAUGGGACUCAGUUCAAAGUUCCUCUGGCACUUGGAGAGCCACAUGCUGAAACUGAUAAAAGUGGAAAAGGUGUUUAUUCAUAAUAUUUCUUGGAAAUUUAUUCA
Molecule: messenger RNA, 406 nt
Organism: Paramuricea clavata
Lineage: Eukaryota; Metazoa; Cnidaria; Anthozoa; Malacalcyonacea; Plexauridae
Source: the annotation of a GenBank genome assembly